CACCUGGAGCUCUCCGCUACACCAACAUGAUCCUGAAGACAGUUUUGUUUGCGUUGACGGCUGUCGCAGCGGCCGACAGACUCCCGUCUACUUCUUACGGAGUGCCGAGCAGAGGAAGCGGAGGAUCUGCAGGUGGAGGCUUCGGAGGUCCUGGAGGAGCAAGCUUCGGAGGCUCUGGGGCUGGACGUGGAGGGGUGGGUGCAGGAGGCUUCGGGGGCCCUGGAGGAUUUGGAAGCUCAAGUAGUGGAGGCUUCGGGGGCCCAGCCGGUGGUGGCUUCGGGGGCCCAGCCGGUGCUGGCUUCGGAAGCCAAGCCGGUGGUGGCUUCGGGGGAGCUGCAAGUGGAAGUUCUGUUAGCGGAAGUUACAGACCAUCAGGACCUGUUGUGCCCAUCCUGAGGGACGAGCGUCAGGGACCUGAUGCGUACGGCAACUACAACUUCAACUUCGAGACUGGUGACGGUAUCAGUCGUCAGGAGCAGGGCGCCCCUCAGGGCCCAACUGGCGCCGUGGCAUCUCAGGGAGGAUGGUCAUUUACCUUCCCUGACGGAACUCCAGCUAACUUCAAGUUCGUAGCGGAUGAAGGUGGUUACCGCGUGGAGUCUGACCUGAUUCAUCCUCUCCCCGCCCACGCCAUCGCCCAGAUCGAAAAGGCUCGUCAGGAAGACGCCGCCGCGGCUGCUGGAGGUGGUCGAGGAUCGUACGCAGCUGCGUCGGGCUCCUCGUCUCAGUUCUCAGGAGCACCUUCAGGAGGCUUUGGAGGAGCACCUUCUAGAGGCUUUGGAGGAGCAUCUUCUGGAGGCUUCGGAGGAGCACCUUCUGGAGGCUUCGGGGGAGCACCUUCUGGAGGCUUUGGAGGAGCAUCUUCUGGAGGCUUCGGAGGAGCACCUUCUGGAGGCUUCGGAGGAGCACCUUCUGGAGGCUUUGGAGGAGCACCUUCUGGAGGCUUCGGAGGAGCACCUUCUGGAGGCUUCGGGGGAGCACCUUCUGGAGGCUUUGGAGGAGCAUCUUCUGGAGGCUUCGGAGGAGCACCUUCUGGAGGCUUCGGAGGAGCACCUUCUGGAGGCUUUGGAGGAGCACCUUCUGGAGGCUUUGGAAGCUCAGGCAGCGGAGGCUUCGGAGCCGCUCCUGUGGCUCCAAGCAGGACCUACGGCGCCCCAUGAACAUCAUUGUCCUGUUACUUGCAUCACUGACCACAAAUGUUCACAUCACGACCUUCACCAUAGUCGGUUUCUUCCUUGAAACAUCUCAGAUCUCUGUUGCUGCCAUCUUCUUUGGUCUUUCUAACCUCACGACUAUAAUAUCAGCUGAGGCUCGUGUAAGCUGUGUCACGUGGCAGUUGAAUCACGUGCCAGCUGAGUCCCAUGUCAGCUGAGUCUCAUGACAGCUGAAUAUUUUUGUCAGAGGUGAUGUUAACUUUACGCUUAUUCUAAUGUUACUUAUUUAAUUACAAAUAAACAAAUCGAUAACA
Procambarus clarkii (red swamp crayfish) is the source of this 1468-nucleotide messenger RNA. NCBI's taxonomy places the organism in Eukaryota, Metazoa, Arthropoda, Malacostraca, Decapoda, Cambaridae. The record is from RefSeq and is a predicted model, not a curated record.